Molecule: messenger RNA, 2706 nt
Organism: Paramormyrops kingsleyae
Lineage: Eukaryota; Metazoa; Chordata; Actinopteri; Osteoglossiformes; Mormyridae
Product: kelch-like family member 7
Biological process (GO): protein ubiquitination
Cellular component (GO): Cul3-RING ubiquitin ligase complex
Molecular function (GO): protein binding
Source: RefSeq, a predicted model, not a curated record
CGCAGCCUUAGCCGCGGAGAUCCACGGGAUAGAAACAAAUCCAGACGAACAACGCUCCGGGUAGCUGGCCCACGGGGAUGCCCUGGCUGCAUUGCUUGUAAUCCUCACCCGGCGCUGUUUAGCGCAUCCCCGCACGGACUGCGAGUGUCCGCAAAGGCGCAGCCUUUAUAAUAUUUCUUUGCUGGCUCCGGAUCAGCGCCCGCUGUCGCCGUAGCCCCGCCGCUUUUUCGCCGGGGACCGAAACCAUGGCUUCCCCGGCCACUGACAAGGCGUCGGGCUCCAAGAAGAAGGGCGAAAAGAAAUUCGCCGUUAAGGAGGAGUACAGGCUGCUCUCCAGCAUCAUGGGCAUGAUGAACAACCUACGUAAACAGAGGACCCUCUGCGACGUCAUCCUCGUUGUCCAGGGGAAGCACAUCCCAGUGCACCGAGUCGUCCUUGCAGCUGCAAGUCAUUUCUUCAACCUGAUGUUCACCACCAACAUGCUGGAGUCCACGUCAUAUGAGGUGCAGCUGAAGAACGUGGAGCCGGAAAUCAUCGAGCUCCUUGUGGAGUUCAUCUACACAGCCCGGAUUUCUGUCAACAGCAACAACGUCCAGUCUUUGCUGGAUGCCGCUAAUCAGUACCAGAUCGAACCCGUGAAGAAGAUGUGCGUGGAGUUCCUCAAGGAGCAGGUGGAUGCGUCUAACUGUUUGGGCAUCAGCGUUCUCGCCGAGUGCCUGGACUGCCCCGAUCUGAAAGUCGCAGCCGACGACUUCAUCCACCAGCACUUCACAGAGGUCUACAAGAUGGACGAGUUCCUGCAGCUGGACGUGAAGAGGGUCACUCACCUCCUGCAUCAGGACACGCUGACCGUCCGUGCCGAGGACCAGAUAUACGACGCGGCGGUGAGGUGGCUGAAAUACGACGAGCCAAACAGGCAGCAGCAUAUCGUGGACAUCCUGUCCAAAGUACGCUUCCCUCUCGUGUCGAAGAACUUCCUCAGCAAGACGGUACAGGCUGAGCCCCUGAUCCAGGACAAUCCAGAGUGCCUAAAGAUGGUCAUCGGUGGGAUGCGCUACCAUCUCCUGUCUCCAGAAGAUCGAGAAGAGCUUGGGGAGAGCAGCCGGCCUCGCCGCAAGAAGCACGACUAUCGCAUCGCCCUGUUUGGCGGCUCGCAGCCACAGUCUUGUCGCUACUUCAACCCCAAAGAGUACAGUUGGACAGACAUCCGGUGCCCCUUCGAGAAGCGGAGAGAUGCCGCCUCUGUCUUCUGGGACAACGUGGUCUACAUCCUGGGCGGCUCUCAGCUGUUCCCCAUUAAGAGGAUGGACUGCUACAACGUGGUGAAGGACAGCUGGUACUCCAAGCUGGGCCCCCCCAACCCCCGGGACAGCCUGGCUGCCUGCGCAUCCACAGGGAAGAUCUAUACCUCCGGGGGAUCGGAAGUGGGGAACUCCGCCCUAAGCCUCUUUGAGUGCUACGACACACGUACUGAGAGCUGGCAGAAUAAGCCAAGCAUGCUGAUGCCACGUUGCAGCCACGGCAUGGUGGAGGCCAAUGGGUUGAUCUACGUGUGCGGGGGGAGCCUGGGCAACAACGUGUCUGGGAGGGUGCUCAACAACUGCGAGGUGUACGACCCCAGCACGGAGGAGUGGAGGGAUCUCUGUGCCAUGAGGGAACCGAGGAAGAACCAUGGCCUGGUGUUUGUCAACGACAGAAUUUACGCAGUGGGAGGACAGAACGGCAUGGGGGGCCUGGACUCCGUGGAGUACUAUGACAUCAGCAGUAACGAGUGGCGGCCGGCCUCACCAAUGCCGUGGAAGGGCGUGACGGUGAAGUGUGCCGCCGUCGGAUCGGUCAUCUACGUGCUGGCCGGCUUCCAGGGAGUGGGACGCCUAGCGCACAUCCUGGAAUAUUACACCGAGACGGACAAGUGGGUGGCUUGCAGUAAGGUGCGGGCCUUCCCAGUUACCAGCUGCCUCAUCUGUGUGGUGGACAUCUGUGGGGCCAACGAGGAGGACACUGGCACCCAGACCCCAGCAGGAGACGUGCCCUCAACUUCCACGGUGUAGCUGGAGGCCUCCCCCCCCCCCCCCACUUCAGUGUGGUGGAAGGAGUCAGUGUCAGCUUAACUGCCGAUUUUGCUAUUAGAUCCCCUCCCCAACAAAGACAUGCCAAAAAUGCAAAAACAUUUUUGCGUUUUUUUCAAUCACAGGUUCCAUUAUGCACAAAUCAUUUGCUGUGCUGUUUUGUAUGUAGGUGUUUAUUUAAUAGUUAAAUUGGGAUUCAGGAAAGUAUUCGUACAAGGGGCCCUGUUUAGAGGACCGAGAUGAAUCCGGUUUCUGUAUUUAGGUUAUAACAGCUUUGCCCCCAGAAUGUCACGGAAGAAUAUUUUUGGGUUUUGGACACAGGUUGCAAAUAUUUUUUUUCUGAGUCUCCUCUGAAAGGGCGAUUUUCAAAAUUUUAUUUGACCUGUUUAGUGAUUUAGAAUUUUUGUACAAUGCAUUAAUAUAUACAGUAUAUGCCCUCAUUGUGAGAGUCGCAACUGCAUCAUGUUUCCAUUUUACCAACAUUGUGCCAAAUGCACUUAAAAGAGCUUUGUUAAUAUUCUUGUUCAUUACUUUCUUCGUGAGAAUAAUUAUAAAAAGCCUAAAAAUGGACUUAGCAGGUUUUAUGCUGAACAGUUUGCUCAGAUUUUUGUAAAUAAAUUUAUGUUUGAGACGAAAA